Molecule: messenger RNA, 231 nt
Organism: Rhizoctonia solani
Lineage: Eukaryota; Fungi; Basidiomycota; Agaricomycetes; Cantharellales; Ceratobasidiaceae
Product: malic acid transport protein
Exons: 3
Coding region: 1-231 (76 amino acids)
Biological process (GO): transmembrane transport
Cellular component (GO): membrane
Source: RefSeq, a predicted model, not a curated record
AUGGGUGCAUUUGUUGCGUCUGGUCCACCUGGAUUCACCGCACUAGCACUCAUUAAUCUGGGACGCUCGGCAAAGGAAAUUCUUCCUCGGUAUAAUCUUGUAUCGCCAAUGGCAGGAGAAAUCUUCUACGCUGCCAGUGUUAUGAGUGCAUUGCUUCUUUUUGGGCUAGCUGUCUUCUUUUUUGCAUUUGGUGCUUCCUUAUUGGUUCAAGCUUCACAAGUCCCUGCAUGA